AUGGAUUUAUGUCAGGAUACCGGAAGUUCCGCUGUGGAAGCUUUUCUUAACAACGUCGGUCCUGACGAGUUGCGCACACUGGCUGACAAGCAUGGAGCCGAAAUUACAUCCCUUAGAGGCCCGGUCCAACGGGCAUCAGCUUCAGCCCUAACGCUGAUCCCAAUGCCGUCACACAAAGAGCCUUUAACCAGCAAAAUUUUGCAGAAGAACUGUCGACGUUUUGAAACGAUCUCUCCAAAAUUACCCCUACUCGUCAAUUUCUCUCCGCAGCUGAAGGGGAAGACUGCGGUAGAGGUCAUCGACCUGCUGUCAGAAAAUUUCGAAAAGGAGCCAAAUGCAGCCAAACGUGCGCUGCUUCUUACAGCUAUAAAUCAGUACGGCUCUAGCAGUACAUGCAGCACUGAACUUAAGGAAGCCAUAAACAAAGCCAAAGCAAAAUUCCAUGAAGAGUCAGGAUCAGGCGACACGGACGACAUCUGGUUCAAUGUGUUUGCCGAUGUAAACUACGGCGGAGGAAGCCUUUUUGCGGAUAUAAACUAUACCUGGAGCUCCUGGGGCUAUUCCUAUGUUGGUGAUAACUGGAACGACAAAAUCUCGUCUCUUCAGUGCGGCUGCUCAUCCGGCGAAGUGGGCGGCUAUGUCAUACUGUUUGAAAAUGCUGGUUUUUUGGGUAGAUAUUUGACCUAUGCUCUUGACGGGACUUCUAAAAACUUUAUUGCCGUUCCAUUUGUCGGACGCAAUUUCAAUGACACCACUUCGUCCAUCUUGAUGCAGCGUCGCUACGCGAACGAGCUGGGGCCAAUAUCGGUUUGGUCUCUGGUACCCCCUUCAACAAUAACGAAUAUUGUCAACAAGCAGAGUCCAGAUGUUCGAAGUCGCGGAGAUCCGAUUUUCUCCUGGGACCUAUGGCCGAACGGCACGCGGAGUCCGGUUGUUGAUCCCCUCAAGCAAUUCAUCUAUCUCAAUGUCCCUGUCAGUGUCAACACUCACCAGUGGUUCUUUGGCGGCUGGUACGACUGCGAGGUGCAUUACUGGAUCUACCUGUACAUCGAUGGCAACGGCAAGCUUGAGGGUUAUGUUGCCUGGACCAAUUGCUGGGUCCAGGGUGGCCUCUACACCAACCAAGUCCUGCAGGGGCUGGCCAAACAAAUCCCAAGCACCAUCGGUGCCGUCAAUGAUCUCAUCUCCCAGGCCGUCGGCUACGCGAAUAUUGUCAACGAAGGCGAGAGAUUCAAUUUCCUCUACUACCUCCCCGGAACGGAUGCUGCGUCCGGGAAUACUAACGAGGGAGUGUCACUUGUUUUGGUGAAGUAG
This is a messenger RNA of Penicillium cataractarum, 1314 nucleotides long. RefSeq lists its product as uncharacterized. The coding region runs from base 1 to 1314 and encodes 437 amino acids. Lineage: Eukaryota; Fungi; Ascomycota; Eurotiomycetes; Eurotiales; Aspergillaceae. The transcript is spliced from 2 exons. The record is from RefSeq and is a predicted model, not a curated record.